Molecule: messenger RNA, 3553 nt
Organism: Vespa velutina
Lineage: Eukaryota; Metazoa; Arthropoda; Insecta; Hymenoptera; Vespidae
Product: glycerophosphodiester phosphodiesterase 1
Exons: 8
Coding region: 484-1566 (360 amino acids)
Biological process (GO): lipid metabolic process
Molecular function (GO): phosphoric diester hydrolase activity
Source: RefSeq, a predicted model, not a curated record
ACAUAUAAUUUUGUAUUGCACAUAUGAUACUUUUAAAAUUUGAUAAAAUUAGAAAACCAAUAAACAUGAACAUAUAUGGUUGGAUAGAUGCUAAUGUUCCUACCAACUUACGAUUUGUUCUCGUUGUGUCAUGUGAUUCUCUGAAAGCAAGUUUAUGUCCAUUCGAUGUGAAGUUACAAAUCUAUUGAUAACAAGGAAAGAAUUGAUUAUAGUAAAGGAAAAAUUAGAUUAUAGUAUUUAUAGAAGAUGACAUAUUUUUAUCACAUUUAUGUAGUAAAAUAAAUGUAAAGGUCGGCCUACUACGACAAAUAUCGUUUAUACAAUAAUAUACUAUGAAGUGUAUGAAUCAUCGAUUUUGCGUAAUUAUGCAGUGAAACAUUAUUAAAUGGCAUAAGACUAAAAUUGAAUAAACAUUUCUAGUAGAACUCAAUUUUUUUGCAAAAAUAACGUAACAUAAAUUAAACAUAGAUAUUAUUGAUAAAGAUGCAUGGGACUGUCGAACUAAUUUUAAAUAGUGCUUUAUUGUGGAUAUUUCUUGAAGCGACAUGGACUGUGUUAGUGAGCAUUUUAUACAGUUUCCGCAUACCUUGGAUUUUUUGGGGUUCUUUGAUCAUAUUGAUUGGAUUGAAACUAGUUCGAGUUCCACCUCCACAUGCAAGUAUUGUGAAUGAAGUACUUGGUGUGAAUCCCUUUUUCAUAGGAAAGGAAGUACAUACGACUGAGAACCAGGGUGAUGGAGAACGAUAUUGCAUGUCUGUUAUAGCUCAUCGUGGUGGAGGAUAUGAUUACCCUGAGAACAGCUUGUCGGCUUUUCAAAAUAGUAAAGACAAAGGAUGUACUGCAAUUGAAUUUGAUUUAAUUCUUACAAAAGACAACAUUCCAGUACUAUUUCAUGAUAUUACUAUUGAAAGACUUACAGGUCAAAAGGGUGUAGUUAGUGAAAUGACCUGGGAUCAAUUGAAGGAAUUAGAUAUCACAUUUAAUCAUCCACUUAGGAAUAAAUUUCUUGAGGGUGAAAAAAUUGCAUUGUUCAAAGAUGCUUUACAAAUAUGUUUAAACAAUGAUCAACGUAUAAUAAUUGAUAUCAAAGAAACAAGAUUAGAUAUAAUACAGGUGGUAUUGGAUGCUUACAAAGAAAAUCCAAAUUUAUUUAAGAAAGCAAUUGUCUCAAGUUUUAAUCCUGUAAUUGUAUAUUUGAUUAGAAGGAAAGAACCACGCAUUGUAUCUAGUUUAGCUUGGAGACCGUAUUACUUCUCAAGGGAAUCUUAUUUAGGAAUAAAUGGACCAGGACCAUCACGCUUUGUUAAUCCAUUUAAACAUUUGGCAGCUUGCAUAAUGGAAAUUUUAUAUGAAUGGGCAUUACCAAGUUUUAUUUAUUACAUUGUAGGAAUAUCUACUAUUCUUUUACACAAGGAUAUAAUAAACCUGCAUGUUAUUGAACAAUGGCAUAAUCGUGGAAUUCGUGUGAUAGCAUGGACUGUCAAUUUGCCAUCAGAGAAAUUACACUUUUCUAGGCUGCUUAAAGUUACAUAUUUGACAGAUACUUUAUUAGCAGAAAAAGUAUAAUAUUACUUUAAUAUUUAUUCAAUAUUUAACAAAAUGUAUGUAGUACCAAUAUUGUAUACUUACAAUUUGAUAAUUUUAGCACAGAGUGCAUAACAUUUGAUACUCUAGUCUAUUCAUCAAUUGAUGAAAACGAUUUUGUACACCAUUUUUUAACUUAUCGCUACAUUUUAACUUAAAAGAGAACUUAAUUUUAUAUAGUGAGACUGGGAAAUAUGGUCAAUGUUAUUUCAACCUUAUUUUUCUUUCUUUUCUUUUCUUUUUUUUUUUUUUUUUUUUCUUUUAAAUUAAAAUUGCAUUUUUACAUUUUUAUAUUACAUGAAAUAAAACGUAGCUUCAAACAGUAUCAAAUAUAAAAAUUAGUGUAAACGAUAUACAAAAGGCUUAUAUAUAUUAUAAUAUUUAUUAUACAAUUACAUUCAAGUGAUACCACCUUGUAUUUAAAUGCAUCUAAAUCAAAUUUAUAUUUAUUUACAAUCAAAUACAAAUUUAUAUGUAUUUACAAUACAAUUUUUUGCAUUAAAAAGUCUUGUUAUUUUAUUUACUUUUAGAAACAAGAUGGUUACACUUUUAUAUUUAUAUGAUUACGUUCUUCAUAAUCAAAAAUGGACGGAAAAUAAUAUAUUUAUUAUCAUACUUAACUUCUUAUUCUGGUCUUUGUUUAUAAAAUAAUCUUUGUAAAUUCUCUCAAACAAUAGUAGUAAGUUUAGUUUUACGAGAUUCCAUGCCUUCAAUAAGAUCAGUUAGUAGAUCUUCCAUUUCUGUUGUUGCUCGCUUUAAUUUGCAAUUAUCAUUGACAACAUAGGACUCUGUAUGCAAUAAAAAUGCUUAUUAUUGUAAAAUAGUUAUAAGAUGUAAAAAAAAGUACAAGUAGAAAUAUAUAUAAUACAAUUUUUUCUUACAAAUUAUUCAAUACAAUAUAUUUUUAUAACUAUAUUGCUUUCGUGUCUCUUAAAAAUUAAAAAAAAAAAUAAAUAAAUAAAUAAAAAAUUGUUUUUAGAAUUACUUACCUUCUAGUAAACAAUCAUUUGCAACCAUGUUUUGCAAUCUAUCUAAUAUAUCAUUGAGAUCUCCUUGAAUAUUUUGUAAACUACUGUGUUGUGAAUGCUUAUCAGGUCGUUGUAGAGAAGAAGGUGUAUUAUCUCUUUGAGGUCCAACAGGAGAAUCAGAAAUUGUUAUUGGAGAUUCAUUACAAGCAAUAUUUCCUAUUGCAAGUUUAUUGGUUUGUCUAUCAUCUUUAUAAUUAGAAUCUCCAUUAUUUAACCAUUGAGAAAAGCCACUAUCGGGUAAAUUUAGUUCCGAUCGUUUUCCUAAAAACAACAAAAAUGUGAAAAUAUUUGUAGACACUAUUAUAAAGCAAUAAUUAUUUACCUCCUAUCCAUGUGCUUAAUUCUAUACAUGUGCUGCUAGGUGCUUUAACAAAUGAACUUGAAGAUGCUUCUUCACUACAAGGUGUCUUGAUGUAUUAUUGGACUUAAUUCAAAUUCUAAUGGUAGAGCUGCAACUCUAGAUGACAAUGGAAGCAUAGGUGUGCUUUGUAAACGAUUAAUAAAUUGUGCCUCAUAUGGAGGAUCUGCAAAUAAGUAUUUCUGCAAAUAAAUUUGGGAUUCAAUAGUAGCUCUAUGACGAUGAAGUCUCUCCGCUCUAGCUCCCUGAAUAUCAAGUAAUUCUAUUUGAAGUUGUUUGUUCUCUUCUUCUAAAUGCAUAAUAAUGCUUUGCAAUUCCUUUUGAGGAUCACUUAAAAUUUUCCUUUUAAUUGUACUUCUUAAUGUGGAGCAAUCUGAUUGCUUUGCUACAUUACUACAAUAUAUUAUAAAUAAAUUAGAAAAAGCACAUAAAUAUUAACAAAUAAGAAUUAUAAUUUAUUAACAAACCUAACAGCACUUAUCUGUGAUUCCUCUGUGCUCAUUAUAACCAUUUUAGAAGGACACAAUCUUAAUUUAUUUCUGAUUAAUUCAAUAAUUAGUUUCGUUGCUUCUCGAUUUGAUGU